Molecule: messenger RNA, 684 nt
Organism: Penicillium cataractarum
Lineage: Eukaryota; Fungi; Ascomycota; Eurotiomycetes; Eurotiales; Aspergillaceae
Exons: 3
Coding region: 1-684 (227 amino acids)
Source: RefSeq, a predicted model, not a curated record
AUGACUCGGGUGAGAGCUUAUCUAGGGACUCUACUUCCUCCGCCGAACGACCCCCUGCAGUACCUUCCUGCCGUCCUCCACCCGGGUAGCAUAUCGAGCACUACCCCCAGUCCCUCGUGCGGGAUCACGAUUCUCUCACCAUCGCACCCGCUAAGUCUAGAGAUCUUCGCCGCUGGGAACCACUACCCGUUUACCCACCAAGGCUUAGACACCCUUGCCCUCGAUCCGGGUAUAGUGCGGUCCUGGCAGUAUAUUGGCGGGGCCGUUAGCCACUCUCCACUAAUAGUGCUCCGGGCUUACCUCUAUACGAAGCUCCGGUGCCAUGCCGCUCUCGAAGGCUAUCGGUUCCGGUCCUACGGGACCCGCGAGGAAUACAGAGUGACCGGGGCCGUUUUCAAAGCUAUGGACGCUAUCUGGCGUGCACGCGGAACGGCCGAUAUGCCGCUUAUCCUGCCUGAGCGGGUGCAGGAGGGCAUGGCGCUUGGCGUACAUCUUAAUCGCACCGGCUACGCCUGGAUGGCCGAUAAGAUCGAUUGGGCGGCGAUGAUCUUCCUGCCUACCCACCGUCCACACCUUGUGUUUAACACGCCUAGUCUCCAAUCUGCCUAUCACGCGCGGUACUGGCAGAUCGUCCGCGCCCGGGAGGACUUUAUCCUUUUCUAUGACAUCUUUAGUCGCCUCUAA